Messenger RNA from Vicia villosa (hairy vetch), 1569 nucleotides. Its product is annotated as protein MAIN-LIKE 1-like. Bases 1 to 1569 code for a protein of 522 amino acids. The transcript is spliced from 4 exons. Gene Ontology annotation, biological process: meristem maintenance; meristem development. The record is from RefSeq and is a predicted model, not a curated record. NCBI's taxonomy places the organism in Eukaryota, Viridiplantae, Streptophyta, Magnoliopsida, Fabales, Fabaceae.
AUGAAAUUCGUAGGCAAAGAUGGUACUGUUGCGGGUCGGACCAUUGAUAGAGCCGAUGCUCGUGCUCGGGCAGCUGUUGAUGAGGCUGGUACCUCAGUGUUACGUGCUGGACGAGUUCCUCUGACCGGUUCUAACCGAAAACGGAGGGCUGAGCAGGCGGGUAGGGGGUUCCUCGCACCUUGUCGUCGGGGUGGUAGAGCAUCCACUGCUGUGGACGAGCAGGUGGUUCAGGAUGAUGUUGCUGAGGUUGAGGCGGUGGCUGUUGCUGGGGAGGAGGUUGCUGUUGCUGAGGAGCAAGUUCCUAGAGUUGAGGAGCGGGUGGCUGUAGUUGAGGAGGAGGUUGUUGAGGAGUGGGUGGUGCACGAUACGGACACCACCCCAGGUGCAUCUACGGAGCCAUCAGUAUACACUGAUGGAGCUUUUCCAGGAGGACCUUUUGACAAGUCCGUUUUGACAGGAUAUGCUGACCAUGUCGCUUAUAGGAUAUGGCAUGGAGAGGAGCGUCCAGUGCUGAAGCUCACUUCUCACGGGUCGAAGUUGAAGAACUUUCCCGAGAGACCGAUGCUUGAGCAAGUGGCGAGGAUAGUUCGGGACUUCCAUUUGAUGGACUUUGCUGGAUGCUCCUUGACGAUGCUGGACGUCCCUAUAUUAUCAGCUUUUGUUGAGAGAUGGCACCCGGAGACAUCAUCCUUCCAUCUUCCAUUCAGGGAGAUGACAGUGACUCUGGAUGAUGUGCAUUCCCUAUUUCACAUUCCGAUUGUUGGUACGUUUUUCACACCAGUUCAUAGGGACCAGACGAUGGCGGUGCACAUGGUGAUGGAUGCUUUAGAGGUUGAUGAGCUGGUUGUGCUUAAGGAGUUUGGUGACACUCGGGGCUUUCACCUCAAGAUGUCUUGGUUGAGGAGGGUUUAUCAGGAGCUUGUCGAUGCAGGGAGGUAUCAGGCUGCCGCUAUGGCGUACAUGCUACAUCUAGUGGCAUGUACUCUCUUUGCGGACAAGUCUGGAGUUUAUAUAGACGUCAGCUAUCUUUCUCUAUUCAUCAACCUUGAGACCCCAUGUUGGGCUUGGGGAGUGGCGGCAAUGACGAUGCUGUACACGACGCUUGAUGUCGCAUCUUGUCUUGACACCAGACAACUUGCUGGUUAUCUGAGCUUGUUACAGUGUUGGAUCUACGAGCAAUUCCCUCACAGCUGCGAGCGGAAUACCCAGCGUUGUGCGGCUGCUGACCCUUAUGCAAGGAGGUGGAAGGCCGGACAGACCCAUCAUGGAGGGGUGAUUGAGUACAGACGGAGGCUGGAUGCUUUGACGCUGUAUGAUGUCAUCUGGACACCGUAUACAGGUCACUGCGAUCAUCUUCCUUUUGAUGUAUCUUCUUUAUAUUCAGGGUAUGUCAUAUGGGAGAGCCAUGUGGCUAGACACUUGCUUGAGAGGUGUCUACGUCAGUUUGGUUAUAUACAGGGCAUCCCACGUCCGGUCCCAGAGACUCUAGCUGGUGGCAUUGAUCGUUGGAUUCAAAGUCACAUCCUCAGCUCCCUCGAGAUCAUUGAUACAACCAUUGCGGUUCAGUAG